AUGUCUGACCUCAAGACAGAUCCCGAAGCUGCCGUUCCCACUCCCAAGCCCACAGUCCACCUUACGGAGUCUUUGGAAGACUUUCAAUCCGAUGAGCAAAGAUCGAUCCUCGACACUGUCUCCCAGAUCCGCAAGUGUGGUUUAGAGGCUGUCUUGCCAUUGCCGCAGAUUGUCGUCUGUGGGAGUCAGUCUUCUGGCAAAAGCUCAGUCUUGGAAGCUUUGACCGAAGUGCCAUUCCCGAGGAACGACAACCUGUGUACGCGCUUCGCCACUGAGAUCACGCUCAGGCGGGCCCCGGUUGACGCUUUACGCUUGAGCAUCAUCCCCGACGAAGGUCGCAAUGCGGCAGAUACCGCAAAAGUCACCGGAUUCUCCGAGACGAUUGAAGACUUUAGCGAAUUACCAAGCAUCAUCUCCAAAGCGGCUGCCAUUAUGGGCAUCAGCUCCGGUGGCGAAGACAGCGAUGCAAACUCCCCUACUCAGGCGUUUUCGAAAGACAUUCUGAGCUUCGUCAUCGAAGGUACGAGCCGUCCCCAACUGACGGUGGUUGAUGUCCCUGGCCUAAUUCAGAACGUUACGAAGGGGGUCUCCGAGCAGGAUAAAGCAAUGGUGGCCGAGAUCACUGACUAUUAUAUCAGGCAACGCCGGACGAUUUGUCUGGCUGUUACUCAGGCAUCGGAUGAUUAUGCAAAUCAGCCGAUUUUGACCAAAGUCCGAGCGGUCGAUCCAGAGGGCAAUCGCACUUUGGGUGUUAUCACGAAGCCGGAUCGCCUCCCUCCGGGUUCUGGGACGCAAGACGCGUUCAUCGCCCUGGCUCGGAACGAAGACGUGUUCUUCAAGCUCGGUUGGCACGUGGUGAAGAACCGAGAGUAUGAAGAGUCCCACUUUUCGAUCGAGGAGAGAAACGCUUCCGAAGCACGCUUCUUCCGCACGUCGAAUUUUCAGACGUUGCCUUCGGACUGCUGUGGGAUUGACAGCCUCCGUGUUCGUUUGAGUGGCCUCUUAUUCGAUCACGUCAAGCGAGAACUACCGAAUCUGCGACGAGAUCUGGACGCAGCACUCGCCGAAACGGACGCCGAGCUCGACAAACUCGGAGCUUCACGAGCGACAGCUACCGAGUGUAGAAACUACCUGACGUCUCUCAGUCUUCGAUGUCUGGAGAUUACCGGAGCCGCGGUGAACGGGCAUUACGAAAGCGCAUAUUUUCAAGACCAUUCGGACACGACCUUUGACGUCGAUUCUCCGACUUCCGUGAGACGUUUUCGAGCGGCGAUCCAACUGGUCAAUCGACAAUUCGCCGAAGAGAUUCGCAGGAAAGGACCAAAAUAUAUCCUUGCCAGCAAACCGCAGCCACUCGAUGGUUGGGAUUCCGGUACGACGGCCAGCUCACCCAAGCGGUUGUCGCAUGAAGAGGCCAUCGAGUGGGUGUCCCGUGUCCUUGUAAGAUCGCGUGGCAAGGAGCCUAUAGGAAACUACAACCCCCUCAUCAUUGGUGAACUCUUCUGGGAGCUUUCCUCGAAAUGGGAGCAUUUUGCGACCAGCCAUGUUGACCAGGUCUCGGAGAUAUGCACCACCUUUACGAGAACGCUAUUGGAAGAGACCUGUCCGCGAGACGUACAGUCCCGUUUGACGGAGCUCAAGGUCAAGGAAAGUCUACAACGGCGGAGAGAACGAGCGGCGGAGGAACUCGACAUGAUCUUGGAAGAUAAACGGGACUUUCCAGCGGUUUAUAACCACUACUACACCGAUAAUGUGCAGAAAGCCCGCACGCAGCGGAUGGAAGACCGUCUGGAAAAGUCGAUCGAGGCGGCUACUCACCACGAACGCAUGCCAGGCUGCAACAGUAACCACACGAGCGCUUCGGUCGACGUUUCUGUUGCAAUCAAUCACUUUCAUAGUCAGGUCGACCGGGACAUGGAGAGGUACAGCUGUGAAGAGGCUCUUGAUUGCCUGUUGUCUAUGUAUAAGGAGCAACGUAAGACCUUUGUGGCGAACGUGACUGCGCAAGUCAUCGAACGACACAUGGUUCGCGGGCUGGACAAGAUAUUCUCGCCUCUCGACGUCAAUCACCUGUCAGACGAGAAUGUUCUAAAAGUUGCAUCGGAACCCGCAUCCGUCAGACGCAAAAGAGACUUCCUGCGAGAUCGUCAGCAGAAGUUGAGGUCAGGCAAAGAGAUCUUUCGGGAUAUUACAGGUCGCGUCAAAUAG
Messenger RNA from Saxophila tyrrhenica, 2208 nucleotides. RefSeq lists its product as uncharacterized. Gene Ontology annotation, molecular function: GTP binding; microtubule binding; GTPase activity. The transcript has 2 exons. Lineage: Eukaryota; Fungi; Ascomycota; Dothideomycetes; Mycosphaerellales; Extremaceae. The coding region runs from base 1 to 2208 and encodes 735 amino acids. Gene Ontology annotation, cellular component: cytoplasm; microtubule; membrane. The record is from RefSeq and is a predicted model, not a curated record.